This is a messenger RNA of Eremothecium cymbalariae DBVPG#7215, 2121 nucleotides long. RefSeq names its product 1,4-alpha-glucan branching enzyme (gene GLC3). Gene Ontology annotation, biological process: glycogen biosynthetic process. The record is from RefSeq and is a predicted model, not a curated record. Gene Ontology annotation, cellular component: cytoplasm. The transcript has a single exon. Gene Ontology annotation, molecular function: 1,4-alpha-glucan branching enzyme activity; hydrolase activity, hydrolyzing O-glycosyl compounds; cation binding. Bases 1 to 2121 code for a protein of 706 amino acids. Lineage: Eukaryota; Fungi; Ascomycota; Saccharomycetes; Saccharomycetales; Saccharomycetaceae.
AUGUCGAAUGUACCUGAUAACGUCAAGGGAGUUGUGGAGCUGGAUCCAUGGUUAAGACCGUAUGCAGAUGUGUUAUCAGCUAGACGUUACUUGGCAGAUAAGUGGAGCUAUGAUAUCAGGCAUCCUUUAUCUGGAAAAGAGUUGAGUUUGGGUGAGUUUGCGCGGGCGUCGUACAAGACGUAUGGGUUGCAUGCUAAUGCGGUGACUAAAGAGAUAACCUAUAGGGAGUGGGCUCCUAACGCCAAGAGGGCAUUCUUAGUAGGUGAUUUCAAUGAUUGGGAUGAGUCUAAGAAUGAGUUGACUGAGGUGAACGAGUUUGGAAUUUUUUCUGGCGUGAUUCCUCCUACUUCGCAAAAGGAAUUUGGGAUUCCCCAUGACUCAAGGGUGAAAGUAGUAUUUGAAUUGCAAGAUGGUAGUCGUAUCUAUCGUUUACCUGCUUGGAUAACGAGGGCUACUCAACCGGAUAAGGUUACUGCGAAGAACUGGGGGCCAUCGUAUGAGGCACGUUUCUGGAAUCCUGAAACCCCGUACAAGUUUAUCAAUGAGCGGCCGCAUGUUAAUCCUGACUCCGAUUCAUUAAGAAUUUAUGAGGCGCAUGUUGGCAUUUCUUCACCGGAACCAAAAGUCGGAUCUUACAAAGAGUUUAUGACUGAUGUAUUGCCUCGUAUCAAGGAUCUUGGAUAUGACGCUAUUCAGUUGAUGGCGAUAAUGGAGCAUGCCUAUUAUGCGUCUUUUGGAUACCAAGUGACCAACUUCUUUGCGGUUUCAUCUAGAUAUGGGACACCUGAGGAGUUGAAGGAGCUCAUUGACACGGCUCAUGGGAUGGGGAUUCUUGUGCUUUUGGAUGUUGUACACUCACAUGCAUCUAAAAAUGUAACUGAUGGGUUGAAUAUGUUUGAUGGCAGCGAUCAUCAAUAUUUCCAUUCAUUGAGCUCUGGUCGUGGGGAACACCCAUCAUGGGAUUCCAGGUUGUUUGAUUACGGGAACUUCGAAGUUCGAAGGUUUUUGUUGGCUAAUUUGGCGUACUAUAUUGAUGUUUAUCAGUUUGAUGGCUUCAGGUUUGACGGUGUUACCUCCAUGUUGUACCAUCACCACGGUUGUGGCGCUGGUGGUGCGUUUAGCGGCAAUUACGAUGAAUACUUGUCUGCUGAAAAAUCCUCUGUGGACCACGAGGCGCUGGCCUAUUUGAUGUUAGCUAAUGACUUAGUGCAUGAAUUGUUACCCAAUACCGGGGUUACUAUAGCAGAAGAUGUCUCAGGUUAUCCAACUUUGGGUUUACCACGGUCCAUUGGGGGUGGUGGUUUUGACUACAGGUUGGCAAUGGCCUUGCCAGAUAUGUGGAUCAAACUGUUGAAGGAGAAGAAGGACGAGGACUGGGAGAUGGGCAGUAUAGUUUAUACGUUGACUAACAGGCGUCAUAGGGAGAAGGUUGUGGCCUAUGCUGAGUCACAUGACCAAGCGCUUGUUGGAGAUAAGACCUUAGCGUUCUGGUUGAUGGAUGCUGCGAUGUAUACAGAUAUGACCGUUCUCAAACAGGCGCCCCCUGUAGUUGAUCGUGGCAUUGCAUUGCAUAAGCUGAUCCGAUUAAUAACUCAUUCAUUGGGUGGUGAAGCUUACUUGAACUUUGAAGGAAAUGAAUUUGGCCAUCCAGAAUGGCUUGACUUUCCCAAUGUGAACAACGGUGAUAGUUACCACUAUGCCCGGAGACAAUUCAACUUAGUGGAUGACAAAUUACUUCGUUACAGACAAUUGUAUGCUUUUGAUAAGGGUAUGCAAGAAGUUGAGCGCAAAUAUAAAUGGUUGAACACUGCGCAAGCUUAUGUGUCUCUAAAGCAUGAAGUGGAUAAAGUGAUUGCUUUUGAGCGCAAUGGGCUGUUGUUCAUAUUUAAUUUCCAUCCUACUCAAUCGUUCUCAGAUUACCGUGUUGGUGUUGAUCAACCUGGUAAGUAUAGGAUCGUUUUGAACUCGGACAGGGAGGAAUUUGGUGGUUACAACAGAAUUGACGAAGCCACUUCUGAAUUCCAUACCACCAACCUCGAGUGGAAUAAUAGGAAAAACUUUAUUCAGGUAUACAUUCCGUCUAGAGUGGCCCUGGUUUUGGCUCUUGAGGGAAAUCGUUAA